Molecule: messenger RNA, 597 nt
Organism: Sceloporus undulatus (fence lizard)
Lineage: Eukaryota; Metazoa; Chordata; Lepidosauria; Squamata; Phrynosomatidae
Product: oocyte zinc finger protein XlCOF6-like
Exons: 4
Coding region: 1-597 (198 amino acids)
Source: RefSeq, a predicted model, not a curated record
AUGGAUGAUGAAAAGCCCAACUGCUCCAACACUUUCCCGGAAGGAUCCAAAAAGACAGGUGGUUUCUCCCAGGCAGACUUUGAGGAAAUUAACAGUACCUCAGACUGGAGUUCACUGGAAGAAGAAGAGAGGCGACAGUGGAUUGAGACUGAAAGGGAAAAUGAUGAUACGGAAAGCAGCCUUUCUGGAACCCAUUGUACAGACUGGAAGGAUGAGGAGCUCUCAUACGAUGCUGAUUGUUCAGAAAGUGAGGAUGAGGGGAAAGUAUGUAAGUUAAAAUAUAAAGGAACAGAGCAUGGAAAGUUGACUGGAACCUUCCAAAAUCAAGAUGUACCAAAAAGGGAAGAUGGAAACAACACUAAGAAGAAAAGGGAUAAAUCCACUGUUUGUCUGGAUAAAAUCUUCUCUCAGCAAAAACAAGGAAAACCAAAUGGAGAGAAUGAGAGCCAUGACGCUAACUUUACCAUGCAAAGGGAUGAAAAACCACAUAAAGCUUCAGAAUGUGGGAAGAGCUAUAUUUACAAAAGGAGCCUCAAAGAGCAUAAGCAAUCUCAUCUAAAGGAGAGAUCAUAUAAAUGUGCAGAAUGUGGAAAGUAA